AUGUUCCCACUCUCCUCAAGGAUCAAAAAGACACUCCCUUGGCCUGUGCCGCAUGUUGAAGUUGUCGAGGUCGAGGUCGAGACAGCGCUCCGGACCACCUCCAAUUCCUUUUCCUAUCUCACCAACACCAUUAUGGGGAACGUCUCGAGUUGUCUGGAUAUCAGACGGUUGCGACGAAGUGCCUUGCUACCGGUGGCAUUAUUUAUGCUGGGAUUCAUAUGGUUCUUCCAGUUUCUCUCGGCGACCAGCUCCGAUAGAUUAUUAAAGCCUGCGAAAGGACUCUACGAGUCUGUCACCGCGCCGACUGUUCCUGUAGCGGCGCCAUGGAGCAAUUCUGAGUUCGAAAGCUUCUCUCACUUGGAAAAGCUUCAUUUGACCGAGAACUUCAGCUACAGCAGACGGACAAUCAAAACGAAAUCCCUCCAAGGUCGCCGGCCCGAAUUGACGAAUCUCAAUGAUACGAAACUAUCGAGCGAGCCGGUGCUGAUGAGCGCAAAGCCAGAAGAUCUCCAAAGAGUCACCUUCAAUAAUGAUCUACCAGUCCUAACCUUGGACGUCCCAAAAUCACCAAAAGUCAAUACAGCGGGUAUGAAAUUUGGGAUUGCGACCAGCGUCGACCGUCUGCCAGGUGCCACUCCCCAAUUCCAACAUUGGCUCGCCAACACCGAAAGUACUCUUAAUAUCCUCGUACCCCCAUCCGAUGACAUUGCAAAGUCGCAGCAGCAGAUGCGCGACGUGGGAAUAAAUGCGACUAUCAAAACUUCUGACCUUAGCUUCCCCCAGAGAUAUUUCUCGCUCGUUAAAGAACUUUACGAGGCGCGAGCGCCACAGACGAAGUGGCUUGUCUUGAUGGAUGACGAUACCUUCAUAACUUCCUUACCCGCGCUCAUCGCGCAUUUGGAUGAACAUUAUGAUGCCGAGGAGGAGCGGCUCGUGGCUGCGUUGUCGGAUAACAUUCAGCAGGUCAAGAAUUUUGGGUUGAUUCCAUUUGGUGGGGGAGGAAUAUUUAUUUCGGUUCCUCUGGCUGCUAAGCUCACGGAAACGACAAUUUGGAACUUAUGUAUGGAAAUUGGGUUCGAUCAAGGUGAUGGAAUCGUCGCCGAAUGUGUGUUUCGACAUUCGGCCGUUCGACCAACUUUCGAUCCUUACUUUAACCAAAUGGAUUUCCACGGCAGUCCUGACGAAGCAUCCGGCUAUUUUGAGAGCGGAAGAAGGAUGUUGACAAUCCAUCAUUGGAGAUCUUGGUUCGAUAUUAAUAUGCCGGCUGUAUCAACCGUUUCCAAAGCCUGUGGAGAUGAAGGAGUCUUGAUGCGCUGGUUAUUCGCAGAUAAUGUUGUCCUACAUAAUGGUUUCACCAUUGCCGAGUAUCCGCAUGGCAUCACUGCCAAGGAGUUGUCCCAGGUGGAAUUCACAUGGCCGGAUGAACCAGAAAGAUUCAUCCAACGCAUUGGACCGCUUCGACCGGCCAAAACGAAAGAGGAGAAGAAGACGAUAAGGAUGGAAAAUUCGGAGAUUAUUAAAGAUGUUGGAGUGCGACAGACAUAUGUUGAACGAGCGCCAAAACUGACCAAAGCAGGUCCUAAAAAGGGUGAGAAGAUUGAAGAGAGUGUAGGGGAUGAUAGAGUCGUGGAGUUGAUGUGGUUGUUCAAAUAA
Messenger RNA from Hymenoscyphus albidus, 1653 nucleotides. The record is from the annotation of a GenBank genome assembly. Lineage: Eukaryota; Fungi; Ascomycota; Leotiomycetes; Helotiales; Helotiaceae.